CGAGAGCAAGCCCGGCUGCUUUCGGCUGCUUUGCUAGCCAAUGGCACAAAGACUUCCUGGAGACCGCGCCGCGUCUAGAAUAAAGGUAGGUCUCUGGAACCUCGCAAUCGACGCCCGAAAAGCUCUCUUCUCCCUCCCAUCGCCCCCCUCCCUUCCUCAAACACCACUGCGGCAUGGUGACUUGCUAUCAAGCCCAGAGACGGGCUCAAAAGCCAACACCACCAAGGACACCGGCGAGCCCACCGAGCGCCGCAUCGAGGUCGAGGCUAGGAACAAUUUCUUCGGCAUCGUCGUCGUCGUCGUCGUCGUCGUCAUCAAGAAAAGGAAGUUCGAGGGUGUCGUUGUCGUCAUCGUUGUCGUCGUCGUCUCCGCCGAUGGCGCCGAGGGUGUUCUGGCUAACGGCCACGACCCCGUUGACCCCGGGAUCGACCAAGCCCGGAUCAACGGCGGGAUCAACGGCGGCAGUGCGGCCGCUGACCGGGUCUUGGGCUAGAGCUAUUCCCAGUAGGAAAGCUAGGACGUGAAUGAUAUUCAUUGCAGCGGGCUUCGGAGAUGGAAGAACUCAAGCGAAUCGGCAGAGCUUCCAACGAACGAUGACUUCCGGCUGCCUGAGGUCGACCAGAGGGAGCUGAUCAGGCCUAUUUAUCGAGACAAUGUAUGUAUUGGGCCUGGACAUCGGAAGUUCUCGGGAUUCCCCAGUCGGGAGGAUCAAGCCUUUCAUUGGGGCGAUCAUUGAUUUCCGUAAGUAGACUCUUCCGUUGCAUCGAGC
Aspergillus japonicus CBS 114.51 is the source of this 769-nucleotide messenger RNA. RefSeq lists its product as uncharacterized. The transcript has a single exon. Bases 41 to 493 code for a protein of 150 amino acids. The record is from RefSeq and is a predicted model, not a curated record. NCBI's taxonomy places the organism in Eukaryota, Fungi, Ascomycota, Eurotiomycetes, Eurotiales, Aspergillaceae.